CUGCAAGGCUGGAAUUUGGACAACUUGAAUGUAUCCUUGGUGUUAUUGUCUUGCUGGAAAGUCAGUGAUCACUGAGCUUCAAUUUACACACUGAAAGCAUCACAUUUUUCAUGCCAAAAUGGCCUGAUACAUGAAAGAAUCCAUGGUGUCAGUCACAUAGUCAGGAUAGCCGUUUCCUGCAGCCGCAAAACACCCCCAUAACAGGACUGACCCACCUCCAUGCUUGACUGUGGGGAUGGUGUCGUUCUUGUCAUCACCUUGUCAUCUUACUCCAGACGUACUGCUGACCCAUGGGUCUAAAACUCAUUUUCAGUUUAGUGUCAUACGUCUAUAAAACCUUCUUCCAGGACUCCACAGUUCUUUCCUAAUUACUUCUUGAAUAUUCAGUCAACUGGAGUCAACAUUUCCCUUGGUGAAGUUUUACUUUCUUCCACACCCCAAGAAGGUUGCUGUUGUACCAUAUUUAAAAAAUGUAUGAAUGGGACUGGCUUACCUUUGUAAAUCCUUACUGUCUUGGGGGGGUUGAAUAAUUUCGAUUGCAACUGUAUGUGUUUGAGAAAAAUGAAUGAUGUAGACAGCACUUCCUCUCUUGCACUGACAACCGAUAAACUAGCUUUCGCCUUUGUGGUCACUGCACUAAUCCACCACAAACCAAUAAUAUAUAGGACUGGAAAAAAAUGUAUCAAACCAAUUUAUUGUGGGCAUUAAACAGAAACUGAAAAAUUUAAACGAGUCUGUGCACUGCCAGGUGGCAUCACUUUUGGAGUUCUUUGAGAGUCAAAACAGACCCUGGCAGUUAUAGCAAAACUUCCCUUUUCACACAUACAACUGCAAAUGUGUCACCACAUGCUGCUUAUUUUGUGUCUAAGCGUUGUAAAUCUUGCACCAGGACUUUAAAUAGACUCUGCUACCAUGAUUUCUUUGUCAUAUUGGUUUACAUUUGCUGGUUUUCUGAUUAUGACAUUUAAGAUCACACUUGCUAUGUGUCAAAUGGACAUGAGGACCCUGAAGACUCAACUCUGUGAUGUACAUGAAAAUUUUACCACGUUGACGAUUGCAGUUGACUGCCAUGGACGUGGACUCAUCAAGAUGCCAGUUUUCACAAAAAAUACAACCAGCAUUAACCUAUCGGAGAACAAGAUCAAUAAUUUAACCGUUGGAGAUUUUAAGGACCUCGAAAAUCUGACGGAGCUAAAUCUAAACUGGAUGAACAAGAAUCAGGAGGUUAUUGUUGCCGUUGGGGUUUUUUCAAAUUUAACCAAGCUUCGAACAUUAGCACUCAACGGAAUUGCCCUGAGUUAUGUACCAAAAGAACUUCCAAAGAGUUUGCGUGAACUAAGGCUGGUAGAGAACAAAAUCACCUUGCUAAACACAACAACAUUCUUGCAUGUGAAAACUCUGAGAUCUCUUUUCCUUUCAAAAAACUGCUACUACUGGAAUCCUUGCUUCACAGAUUAUAAUAUUGAAAACGGAAGUUUUUCCAUGCUAGCCAAUUUGCAACAUCUCACUUUGUCUUUCAAUAACUUAACUCACGUCCCUCAAGGAUUACCUGCCUCCUUGCAGAUACUGGAACUUGCUUCAAACAGAAUAGCACACAUUGGAGAGCAUGAUUUCCAAGGACUCAGCAAUCUGUCAAGUCUAAAUAUCCAAGGAAACUGUCCAAGGUGCUAUAAUGCUCCAUAUCCCUGCAUUUCUUGUAAAAAAAUGUCCAUUGAAAUUCAUCCAGAAGCUUUUGCUAACCUUGGAGAACUCCGGAUACUGCACCUCGCAGGAAAUUCAAUCAAUAAAAUUCAUCCUUACUGGUUUCGAAACAUCUCAAAGCUUGAAGAGCUCUACCUUUCUUACAACUUCUUGUCAAAGGCUGUUGCUGAACAUGGUUUCUUGAGUAAUCUACCACUGUUGAUGAAACUCGAUCUCUCAUUUAAUUAUGGUCUCCAGAGUUAUCCCGAUACCGUAAUGCUAUCACCCAGUUUCUCGAACUUAACCUCAUUGAAGACGUUGCACAUUCAGGGUUUGGUGUUUCGGGAAAUCCGAGCAGAUUCCUUCAGUUCUCUGUUUGGCUUACAAAACCUGUCAGUGUUGGAUGUAGGCAUCAAUUUCAUUGUCCACGCAAAAUCAAAAAUAUUUGAAAAACUACAGAAUUUAAAACUACUGUAUCUCUCCGAAAACAGACUUUACCCAGUGACGGUAGACAAGCAUGUGAUUAGAGACACAGGUGAAGAUCUAAAAUCUUCAUUUGCAAUGCCCUUGGUGUCAGAGCCCCAUCAAAAGGAGCAUUCUUAUGAGAUAACAAAAAGUCUCGUAAAACCAGAGUGCUAUGCCAUGGGACGAGUGUUGGAUCUGAGCCGAAAUAAUCUGUUCUUCAUUUCUCCUAAACAGUUUGAGGGAUACGGGAACAUAUCUUGCCUCAACCUCUCUAGUAACGGCUUUGCCGCUGCCCCAAAUGGAACAGAAUUCACAUCACUUCCGGGACUCAAAUAUCUGGACUUGUCCUUCAACAGAAUUGAUCUGGCAUAUGACUACGCCUUCACAGAGUUGCAAAGUCUUGAAGUUCUAGACCUAAGUUACAACCCCCAUUAUUUCACUGUGUCAGGGGUGACACACAAUUUGAACUUCCUCAGACAUUUGCCCUCUUUAAAAGUUUUGAACAUGAGUCACAAUAGUAUCAACACAUUAACCACCAAAGCAAUGUCUAGUCAGUCUCUUCAAGAGCUGCAGUUCCAUCACAACAGGCUUGGCAAGUUAUGGCGGGAAAAUGAUAAAACAUACGACAAUCUUUUCCGAAGCUUGACCAAUUUGACCUAUCUUGACAUAUCCUACAACUAUAUUAAUAAAAUUCCGCUUCGCGUUUACACAUGCCUGCCCGAAACCAUCCAGAAACUUCGAUUAAGUCACAAUGAUCUCACAAAUGUGAGCUGGACAUCGUUGAGACGUUUUAAAGGUCUCAGAGAGCUAAUUUUAAACAACAAUAACAUCCUUUCCAUAUCUAGCAAUUUGUCCAAAGACCUUCCUUCGUUGCAGUUCCUUGAUCUUCGACACAACAGUAUAUCCGAGCUCGCUGUCGGAUUUCUAAAUGGAGCGGUGAAUCUCGGAGCAUUGGAUCUCAGUCGGAACAGACUGAUAAAUGUCAACCAGUCCACAUUUUCAUCCAAGAACGAAAGAUACCUGAAGACACUUUGGCUCAAUGGAAACCCCUUCCACUGCACGUGUGACCUAUUGGAAUUCGUGUUGUGGAUUUACAACACAAAUGUGAAGAUCCCAAAACUGGUGACCUCGGUGACAUGCGCCAUGCCUGAGGAGAGACAAGGUGAAGCAGUGAUAGACUUUGAUAUUAAAGCAUGCAUUGAUGACCAAGUGGCCUUUCUGGCCUACUUCUUCUCAACUGUGAUUAUUUUGUGUACCACUUUCAUGGCUGUUUCCAUGCACAUGUUCUACUGGGAUGUCUCCUACAUAUUCUACUAUUUGAAAGCCAGAUUCACUGGGUAUCAAUACCUGAGCUCUAAAAGUUGCGUUUACGACGCCUUCAUCACGUACGACACCAAGGAUCAGCAUGUAUCGGAUUGGGUACUCAACCACUUGCGAGUGCAACUGGAGGAUCAAGGUGAGGGCUUCCUACCCAUUUGCCUGGAGGAACGGGACUGGAUCCCUGGUUCUCCUGUCUUGGACAGUCUGAAUCAAAGCAUCCAGCACAGCCGUAAGACUGUCUUUGUACUGACUAAGGGCUACGUCAACAGUGGCUCCUUUAAGCUGGCGGUCUUCCUGGCUCACCAACGGUUACUUGAAGAUAAUGAGGAUGUAAUUGUGCUGUUGCUUCUGGAGCCCGUGUUGCAGCACUCGCAUUUCUUGCGCCUGCGCAGACGUCUGUGCAGCCACAGCAUUCUCGAGUGGCCGCACUCGCCAUCAGCUGAAUCUUGGUUCUGGCAAUCCCUGCGGAAUGCCAUACGAGUGGACAACCAGGCGAUGUACAGUGAUCUUUAUAGCAGAUAUUUCACCACUAAGUAGAAAGUAUCAUAAAACUGUGGGGAUGUUAAUAUAAUGGCUCAAUGUUUUUCAUGUUUUAUAACCUCAAUCUUACCCAUGGGAAAUACAAAUUACAAAUGAGAUCUCUAAUAUCUCAUUUUUUU
Messenger RNA from Myxocyprinus asiaticus (Chinese sucker), 4124 nucleotides. RefSeq names its product toll-like receptor 8. NCBI's taxonomy places the organism in Eukaryota, Metazoa, Chordata, Actinopteri, Cypriniformes, Catostomidae. The transcript is spliced from 2 exons. Gene Ontology annotation, biological process: canonical NF-kappaB signal transduction; positive regulation of interleukin-6 production; defense response to virus. Gene Ontology annotation, cellular component: plasma membrane. Gene Ontology annotation, molecular function: protein binding; pattern recognition receptor activity. The coding region runs from base 913 to 4002 and encodes 1029 amino acids. The record is from RefSeq and is a predicted model, not a curated record.